UACGACUACCUUAUUACAACUUUGCUCCAAUUACUAGUCCUGACUUCGACAUCCCCCUCCUUGCGGUUAAGGUAAUGACUUCGGGGAUGGCCAGGUCCCAUAGUGUGACGAGCUAUGUCUACAAGGCCCAGAAACGAAUUCACCGCCAUAUGGCUUAUCAGAGAUUACUAGUGAUUCUAGCUUCAUGCAAGCAAGUUGCAGCCUACAAUUUGAACUGUGGACGA
Molecule: messenger RNA, 224 nt
Organism: Sphenostylis stenocarpa
Lineage: Eukaryota; Viridiplantae; Streptophyta; Magnoliopsida; Fabales; Fabaceae
Source: the annotation of a GenBank genome assembly